This is a messenger RNA of Apaloderma vittatum (bar-tailed trogon), 1528 nucleotides long. It is a transcript of the gene TRIM23, whose product is annotated as tripartite motif containing 23. Lineage: Eukaryota; Metazoa; Chordata; Aves; Trogoniformes; Trogonidae. The annotation marks the transcript as partial. Gene Ontology annotation, biological process: intracellular protein transport; vesicle-mediated transport. Gene Ontology annotation, cellular component: plasma membrane; cytoplasm; lysosomal membrane. The record is from RefSeq and is a predicted model, not a curated record. Gene Ontology annotation, molecular function: GTP binding; zinc ion binding; GTPase activity. The transcript is spliced from 9 exons.
GUUUUUCUUCCUCUUAUCUCCUUCAUUUAACUCUUCCUCAAAAAUAGGAGAUUCUGGUGUCUGGGGCUUGAAAAAGAAUUUUGCUUUGUUGGAGCUCUUGGAACGGUUGCAGAAUGGACCCGCUGGGCAAUGUGGGACAGCAGAAGAAGCCAUUGGUCUAUCUGGAGAGAGUAUCAUUAGGUGCGAUGAAGAUGAAGCCCACAUUGCAUCUGUAUAUUGCACUGUUUGUGCCACUCACCUGUGUGCAGACUGUUCGCAGCUUACUCAUUCUACCAAGACACUGGCGAAGCACAGGCGUGUGCCUCUUGCUGAUAAGCCUCAUGAGAAGACCAUGUGCUCCCAACACCAAGUGCAUGCUAUUGAGUUUGUUUGUUUGGAAGAGGGCUGUCAGGCGAGUCCUCUUAUGUGUUGUGUCUGCAAAGAAUAUGGGAAGCAUCAAGGUCAUAAGCAUUCUGUCUUGGAACCUGAAGCAAACCAGAUUCGUGCAUCCAUUUUAGACAUGGCCCACUGUAUAAGAACUUUCACAGAAGAAAUCUCAGAUUAUUCCAGAAAAUUAGUUGGAAUUGUUCAGCAUAUAGAAGGAGGAGAACAAAUAGUUGAAGAUGGAGUUGGAAUGGCCCAUACUGAACAUGUACCAGGAACCGCAGAGAAUGCUCGCUCGUGUGUCCGAGCCUAUUUUUCUGAUCUUCAUGAAACCCUUUGUCGUCAGGAGGAAAUGGCUCUUAGUGUUGUUGAUGCUCACGUGAGAGAGAAAUUGAUUUGGCUUAGGCAACAGCAAGAAGACAUGACCAUCCUCUUGUCACAGGUUUCAACAGCCUGCCUUCAUUGUGAAAAGACUUUACAACAGGAUGACUGCAGAGUAGUGUUGGCCAAACAGGAAAUUACAAGAUUGCUGGAGACAUUACAGAAACAGCAGCAGCAGUUUACAGAACUUGCAGAUCAUGUACAGCUGGAUGCUAGCAUACCUGUUACUUUUACAAAGGACAACAGGGUACAUAUUGGACCAAAAAUGGAAAUUCGGGUUGUCACUCUAGGGUUAGAUGGAGCUGGCAAAACAACUAUUUUGUUUAAGUUAAAGCAAGAUGAAUUCAUGCAGCCAAUUCCAACAAUAGGCUUUAAUGUUGAAACUGUAGAAUACAAGAAUUUGAAGUUUACUAUUUGGGAUGUAGGAGGGAAGCAUAAAUUGAGGCCUUUGUGGAAACAUUAUUAUCUCAAUACACAAGCGGUGGUGUUUGUUGUUGAUAGUAGUCACAGAGACAGAGUCAGUGAAGCACACAGUGAACUUGCAAAAUUAUUAACAGAGAAGGAAUUGCGGGAUGCCUUGCUCUUGAUCUUUGCUAAUAAACAGGAUGUAGCAGGUGCACUUUCCGUGGAAGAAAUCACAGAACUGCUGAGUCUCCACAAACUCUGCUGUGGCCGCAGCUGGUAUAUUCAGGGUUGUGAUGCCCGAAGUGGUACAGGACUUUAUGAAGGAUUGGACUGGCUUUCGAGGCAGUUGGUGGCUGCUGGUGUACUGGAUGUGGCUUAA